GUUAGCGCCAACACUCCAAAAUACUCUCAAAAUCAGCGAUGGAAAUUUUGCAAUGAUGAGGUAUAGGGAGAAUCUUUAAGGGGUCAAAGGUCGGGGAAACGUCCAUUGAAUCAAUCUUUGUCACAUAUUUUAUAAAGAUAUCGUGUUACAUACGAAUGGAAAAUUUAUACGUUUUAAAUCAACGAUGGCGCAAUUGAAGGCAUAUGUCACCUACGAGAAUCCUGGUGCCAAAAGUGCAAUACAAGACAGACCGUUGCCUGAGCCAAAAGACGAUUAUAACAACGCAGAUCCAGAGGCAUCGAACUACGAAGAUGUGAUUACAAUUCACACAGAGCCAACGUAUAAAAAGGCAGCUAAAGUUAGACGAAGGUUUUCAAAAAGAAUUCUGAUGGUUCUUGUUGUGUUUGCAUUGUUAUUGGUAGCUGUGAUAUGCUCUCUCUCCCUCGCAGCAAAGGCCGUAGCAGAGCUUGAAAAGGCAAAAGCAGACAUCGUUGCUUUAAAAAUGGCGAACUCUCAGCUUGAAGAAGCCUUUUAUAAAACGCACAGAACCUGUCUGACACUGAUUCUCAGCUACAGAGUGACAUUAACUGCUUGAAUGAUAGAAUAAAUUCCAUCGAAGAGCCAUCAGGUAUGUGUGACAUUGAUAUACAAGAGAACGAGAAAGAUGACAGGGGCCGUGUUUCGUCUGAUCUUCCAAGUUUGACAGCUGAAGUGGAAAUGGAGUCAAUGAAGGUAGAAUCAUCUAUAAAACAGCGCGAUAUACAAGAAGUAAAAAAUUCUGUGCGAAUCGUGGACAGGAAGAUUGUAUCACGAGAUAUACGUCUUGAUGAUUCAUCCAAGGGUACUGUUGAACUAUUCAAAAAUGGAAUAUGGGGAACAAUCUGUGACGAUGACUGGGACAUCAAAGACGCACAUGUGAUAUGUAAAAUGCUGGGAUUUACUAUCGCUACAGCAUCACGCGCCAAAGCAUACUACGGAGAAGGAACGGGGCCAAUUUUUAUGGACAAUGUCGAUUGCGUUGGAACAGAAGACAAUAUAUGGUCAUGCCCGCAUAUUGAUGAACAUAAUGAAAAUUGCGGACAUAGCAGGGAUGCAGGUGUUGAAUGCCUUUGAAAAUCCAUUGUACGCUAAGCAUUUUUCUGUAUCAUACAAAGCCAUUGUUCGUAGCUUAAAAACGCUUUUUGGAUCCUCAAAGCUACUGAAACUCAGGUUCUCCAGGCUCCAGCCUCCAAUCGGACCCGCUACCUGUUACGGUCGAACUAGGUAAUUAGAAAUUUCAAAACACCACCCUUUGAAAAUUCCUGGCACCCGGUAGGGGUGCGUUACUGUCAGCGUUUAUCCGUCCAAUUAACUGAAUAUCCAAGCAUCAAACAAUUUAGAUAUACAGUAACCAAAGUCUUGAUUUUUAUGUUACGUUUUAAUGCUUUCACUUUAACUAUGCAAGAACCCACUGAUACUCAAGCAGCGAUAUUUUUCGGAGAUCCUAUCUAUGCAAUAUCGAACAUUGUAAAGCUUCAAAAUAUUUGCCAGUAAGUUUAUUUUAUUUAGUCUCACAUUUUUAUUUAUUUUACAACUUUUUAUUCGAUUAUUGUUAAAAUGAAAUUAACCCCCCCCCCCAUCCAAACUCAAAGUAUGUUGUUACUCAGUAUAUUUCAUUGAAUUUAAAAACACUCAUCAAUGCAAAGUUUAAGUUAAAAAUAAAGCGUUUGAAUUCAUAUUCGACUUUAAAGAACUUUUCAUAUUUCGCAAGAUUAAAAAACUAAUUUGGACAACAAUGGAUGUUGUGUAUUGUGUCGUAAUUGUUGCUUUCCACGUUGACCAAACGGCGAUUAAGGCGUCAAAUGUUUGUCAAUAUUCAGGUUGACUUGAUGACUUUAUUAAAAACCCAAACAAAUAUCUGUUUUAUAAAAUUUUAAACUGGUUUUAUAAUUUAAUCCUUCACAAUUUAAAAACGACUUUAAAAUAUAUAAUAACUCAAAAUUAAAUGUCGAGGCCCACGGGUUUCAGCCAACUCUUUCCUAAUUGGAAAUACGGCCCUGAGCCAGUCAGUGCAUGCCAAAAAGUACACGUUGGACAAACAUAAUUAGGAAACAGAAAACAAUGCAUUUCAGGGUGAAGGGAGACGCGAUAAAUCAGUGAUGGUUAUCGAGCAGCGUCAUCUAUGAGGGAGUGAGUCUAACAUUGAAUCAUACUGAGAAACGAGAGAGCUGUGUUCAAAUAUAUGGACACGUCACAAGGUGUCGUCAUUUUUUAUUCUGACACACAAAAAAAACGAAUCUCUUGA
Molecule: messenger RNA, 2284 nt
Organism: Styela clava
Lineage: Eukaryota; Metazoa; Chordata; Ascidiacea; Stolidobranchia; Styelidae
Cellular component (GO): membrane
Source: RefSeq, a predicted model, not a curated record